CGGGCCCGGUUACCCCGCCACGUCCACUCCAUUUCCCCUCCCCUCUCACCGUCUCGGACAUGGCGGAGCCACCGCCACCUCCACCCUCGACGCCCAUGCCGAAGUCAUCGCCGCGGGCGCGGCCGCGCCACCACCACGCGCCGCCGGGCCUCUGCGCCCUACCCGCCUUCUCUUACAACGCCCACCGUGGCCUCGUCCUCGGGCUCACCUUCCUCGCCUACGCCCUCUACCACGCCUCCCGCAAGCCACCCAGCAUUGUGAAGCGCGCGCUCUCCAAGUCCUGGCCGCCCUUCUACGACCCCGCCCUCCUCGGCGAGACCGACGUCGCGUUCCUCGCCUUCUACUCCCUCGGCAUGUUCGGCGCCGGCCACCUCGGGGAUCGCCUCGAUCUCCGCCUCUUCCUCGCCGCCGGAAUGGUCGGGAGCGGCGCCGCCGUCGCCUUCUUCGGCGCCGGGUACUUCCUCUCCCUGCACUCCAUCGUGUUCUACCUCUUCGCCCAGGCGAUCGCGGGUCUGCUCCAGUCCACCGGCUGGCCCUCGGUCGUCGCCAUCGUCGGCAAUUGGUUCGGCGGCCGGAGGCGCGGCCUCAUAAUGGGCAUAUGGAACGCCCACACCUCCGUCGGGAACAUCAGCGGCUCAAUCAUCGCCGCCGCCGUGCUGCGGUACGGGUGGGGCUGGUCGUUUGUGGUCCCCGGUGGGCUCAUGGCACUCGGUGGCGUUCUUGUGUUCUUCUUCCUAGCGCCUUACCCGGAGGACGUUGGCUUCGCUUCGUUGCCCCCCAACCCCAAGCACGCCGGUGGAGCGAGCACCGACGAGGAGGACAGCAGCACCAGCACGGGUGGGGAAGAGGACAGGAGGGACGCCGUAGGGAUUUGGAAGGCAUUUUCUAUCCCGGGUGUGCUCACCUUCGCGGUCUGCCUCUUCUUUGCCAAGCUGGUCGCCUACACCUUCUUGUACUGGCUCCCGUUCUACUUGACCCAAACUGCCAUUGGAGGAGAGUACAUGUCGGUCACGGAUGCUGGUUAUCUAUCAGUUUUGUUCGAUGUAGGAGGAAUCAUUGGUGGAAUUCUCGCUGGGUUCAUGUCUGAUCAGCUCGAUGCUAGGGCCACUACUGCAGCAAUGUUUAUGUAUCUGGCGAUUCCAACACUUUACGCCUUUCACGCGUAUGGCAGUACUUCGAAAGUGACAAACAUUGCCCUGAUGAUGAUCAGUGGCUUGUUUGUUAAUGGACCUUAUGCUCUGAUAACAACUGCAGUUUCUGCUGAUUUGGGCACUCACAAAUCUCUCAAAGGAGAUUCCCGUGCGUUGGCCACUGUCACAGCAAUCAUAGACGGGACAGGAUCGCUUGGUGCUGCCUUAGGGCCAUUUGUGACAGGCUUCAUUUCAAAAACUGGAUGGGAUUCAGUGUUCAUAAUGCUUAUACUUUGUGCAUUGAUUGCUGGAGCGUGUUUAUCAGGUCUUGUGAAAUCAGAGAUUCUGCAGAUUAUUCAAAACUGGAGGAAUAGAUCAAGUAACACGCCGUAUGGAACUGCAGAUACUGGCGCUCAACCACUUUUAGGGGAGAGUAGUUGAAGGCAAGGCAGUUUUUGGCGCAGGUGGGGUGGGAAUGCGGUAUACAUUUUUGUAAUGUUGUCAUAGUUGGGAAGUGCUUUCAGUAUGCUGCUGCCGAAGAUGACGUCGAGCAAAUAUGGUUGAGAUAGCAUAUGUUGCCUUCUCUUUGUCACAGAAUAGUAUAUUGUAUAUACACCUCCUGCAACAUCUUGUAAUGUAUCAAUGUACUGUAGGAUCCCUAUCUUUUCUCAUAGAUGAACAUGAAAGAGUCAAAUGACUUCAAGACUCUUUAUGCACAGUGUUUGUACUGUAUAUA
Molecule: messenger RNA, 1866 nt
Organism: Hordeum vulgare subsp. vulgare (domesticated barley)
Lineage: Eukaryota; Viridiplantae; Streptophyta; Magnoliopsida; Poales; Poaceae
Product: putative glycerol-3-phosphate transporter 4
Exons: 3
Coding region: 60-1571 (503 amino acids)
Biological process (GO): phosphate ion homeostasis; transmembrane transport
Cellular component (GO): membrane
Molecular function (GO): transmembrane transporter activity
Source: RefSeq, a predicted model, not a curated record